GUACUUUGACAGUCGAGAUGGAUGGUUCCUACAGCGUGCAGUGUCCUCAGGACCAGUCGGUUCAUCCCGACAUUGUCUCGUUCCUUCAGUCUUUUUACAGCGUCUCAGAUACACCAGGAGAAACCGAAAAGUAUGUCGACAUGUUUACAGAGGAUGCAACAUUUGUACUCGCGUCCAAAAAGGCGGCCGGUCAUUCAGAAAUUACAACCUUGAGACAAGGGAUGUGGGAAGCAGUGGCUUCACGCAAACAUCAGCUCUUCCAAAUCUUUCCUUUUGGUAAAGGUUCCGACGAAGUAAUGCUCUACGGCACGGUCGCCCUCCAACUCAAGAAUGGUGGCUCGGCCGAGAUUGACUGGGCAGCGAGGGCCGAGCUUGUAAGAUCGGCCGCCGGCGGAAACUAUCGGUUUAAAUACUACCAGGUUUAUCUCGACACGGGCGCAGCAGCAGCGUACAAGAAGUAGACAGGAUAGCGGUGGUCUUGUUUUCUGUAGAAUGUCUGUGUGAUCCUCUGUCAGAGUGCACAACGUUAGGGUCAUGCUGGAAUACUUCUCGUCAAUGAGCGACAUGCUGCAGGCCUGGUUCGCACGUGGUGACAAGACCUCUUCGGAGAAGUUGGACAAGUAGAAUACACAAUGCAUUGCAUAAGUCAGUCACGUGGCUCUU
This is a messenger RNA of Fusarium vanettenii 77-13-4, 663 nucleotides long. RefSeq lists its product as uncharacterized. Lineage: Eukaryota; Fungi; Ascomycota; Sordariomycetes; Hypocreales; Nectriaceae. The record is from RefSeq and is a predicted model, not a curated record. Bases 18 to 461 code for a protein of 147 amino acids. The transcript has 3 exons.